Eremothecium cymbalariae DBVPG#7215 is the source of this 546-nucleotide messenger RNA. It is a transcript of the gene TMA20, whose product is annotated as translation machinery-associated protein 20. The transcript has 2 exons. NCBI's taxonomy places the organism in Eukaryota, Fungi, Ascomycota, Saccharomycetes, Saccharomycetales, Saccharomycetaceae. Gene Ontology annotation, biological process: formation of translation preinitiation complex. Gene Ontology annotation, molecular function: RNA binding. The record is from RefSeq and is a predicted model, not a curated record. The coding region runs from base 1 to 546 and encodes 181 amino acids.
AUGUUUAAGAAGUUUUCUAAAGAGGAUAUACAUACUCGUACUAGAGUGAAGUCAUCUGUGCAGAGAUCCUUGAAGGCUACGCUGGUUAAACAGUUUCCAGGUCUGGAGGAAGUGAUCGACGAGUUGAUACCUAAGAAGGCUGAAAUGCAAAUUAUAAAAUGUACGGAUAAAAUACAAUUGUAUACUGUUGAUAAUGAAGUGUAUUUCUUUCAAAAGUUUGAUGAAUUGAUUCCUACAUUGAAAUUUGUUCAUAAAUUUCCUCAAGCGUUUCCCACGGUUCAAGUCGAUAGAGGGGCUAUUAAGUUUGUAUUAUCUGGGGCUAACAUUAUGUGCCCGGGUCUGACUUCUGCUGGUGCUAAGAUUCCAGAAUCUCCCGGCUUUGAGCAGGACUCUCUUGUUAUCAUUAAUGCAGAAAACAAAGAGAAUGCCCUUGCUGUUGGUAAGCUAUUAAUGUCGACUGAUGACAUUCGUUCUAUCAACAAAGGCCAUGGGGUAGAAAUGAUCCAUCACUUGGGUGACUGCCUCUGGAAUUUCAGUUUAGAUUAG